AUGGGGGAUCCUCGUUCACCGACGACCGAUCUCUCGACUCUGCUCGGAGUCAAUCACAAGAGCUCGACGGGCCUUUUCGACAUCUCCAAGGCCUACAAGUUCCUCCACCUGAAAUGGCACACCGACAAGAGCCCGUCGAACAAGACCGAGGCUCCGGCCACCUUGUCGAGGAACAUGAGCCGGAAAGGGAGCACCCCAAUCUUGUUCUCGCAUACGGCUGCCCGGCGGAAGCCCGCCCCGAUCGAGAAGAAGCUGGAGUGCACGUUGGAAGAGCUGUGUCAUGGAUCUGUCAAGAAAGUGAAAAUCAAACGAGAUGUGAUCAGUGACACGGGGAUCAUCCAAGAAGAGGAGACGUUGAAGAUCAACGUGAAACCGGGAUGGAAGAAAGGGACGAAGAUAUCGUUCGAAGGCAAAGGCGACCAGAAGCCGGGGUAUCUGCCGGCCGACAUCGUCUUCUCCGUCGAAGAGAAGAGGCACCGGCUGUUCAAGCGGCGGGGCGACAACCUGGAGAUCGCGGUCGAGAUCCCGCUGGUGCAAGCCCUGGCCGGGUGCACGCUCUCCGUCCCGCUAUUAGGGGGCGAGGAGAUGAAGGUCCUGUUCGACGAGGUCAUAUUCCCGGGGUACGAGAAGGCCAUCCCGGGCCAGGGCAUGCCGAACCCGAAGGAGGACGGCAAGCGGGGCGAUCUCCGGCUCAAGUUCUACGUCGAGUUCCCGGAUGAAUUGGAUGAUGAACAAAGGUCUGAAAUCAGUGGCAUUCUCGAGGGUUGCUGUUAUACAUGA
This is a messenger RNA of Eucalyptus grandis, 780 nucleotides long. RefSeq names its product dnaJ homolog subfamily B member 1. Gene Ontology annotation, cellular component: cytosol. The transcript is spliced from 3 exons. The record is from RefSeq and is a predicted model, not a curated record. NCBI's taxonomy places the organism in Eukaryota, Viridiplantae, Streptophyta, Magnoliopsida, Myrtales, Myrtaceae. Bases 1 to 780 code for a protein of 259 amino acids. Gene Ontology annotation, molecular function: protein-folding chaperone binding.